Molecule: messenger RNA, 795 nt
Organism: Neopelma chrysocephalum (saffron-crested tyrant-manakin)
Lineage: Eukaryota; Metazoa; Chordata; Aves; Passeriformes; Pipridae
Product: class I histocompatibility antigen, F10 alpha chain-like
Exons: 4
Biological process (GO): immune response
Cellular component (GO): external side of plasma membrane
Source: RefSeq, a predicted model, not a curated record
CAUGGCUCCGGCGCUGGGGCUGGGGCCGCUCCUGGGGGUCCUGGGGCCGCUCCUGGGGGUCCUGGGGCCGCUCCUGAGGGCCCCGGCGGGGGCCACGGAGGUUCUCCACUCCCUUCGUUACCUGCGAGUGGUGGUGUCGGAGCCCGGCCCGGGGCUCCCCCAGUACGUGGCCGUGGCGUUUGUGGACGGGACCCCCUUCGUGCUCUACGACAGCGAGCGGGGCCGGGUGGAGCCGCAGGCUCUGUGGCUGGCGGCCGGAGCUGAGCCGGGAUAUUGGGAUACGGAGACCCGGAUCAACAAUGUGUACCAGCACAAGGACCCCGAUGACCUGAAGACGCUGCAGAUCCGGUACAAGCAGAGCGGGGGUCUCCACACGCUGCAGAAGGAUUCCGGCUGCGAGCUCCUGUCCGAUGGGAGCGUCCGUGGAUCCCAUCGGGAAGGCUAUGACGGGCAGGAUUUCAUCUCCUUCGAACUGGGAUCCAAGAGCUUUGUGGCGGCCGAUGGCGCCGCCCAGAUCACCAAGAGGAAAUGGGAAUCUGACGGGACCAUGGUGGAGGAGUUGACAAACCUCUUGGAGCACACCUGCCUGGAAGUGCUCUGGAAACACGUCUGGUACGGGCAGGAGGCGCUGGAGCGAAAAGAGCCCCCCGAUGUCCAUGUCUCUGGAAAAGUGGAACACGGGAUUCUGACGUUGUCCUGCCGUGCAUACGGAUUCUACCCUGGGAUCAUCGGGAUCAACUGGCUGAAGGGGGAUGAAAUCUGGGAUCAGGAGACGGAGUGGGGCGGGAUCGUUCC